This is a messenger RNA of Symphalangus syndactylus (siamang), 1908 nucleotides long. RefSeq names its product sulfotransferase 1A1. The record is from RefSeq and is a predicted model, not a curated record. NCBI's taxonomy places the organism in Eukaryota, Metazoa, Chordata, Mammalia, Primates, Hylobatidae. Gene Ontology annotation, molecular function: sulfotransferase activity.
CGGGCGAGGACGGGGCGGGGGGGAGGGGGGCCUGUCGCAGGGGAGGAGCCUAACGGGGAGGCGGUGCCCUGGGAAUCUCGGCGGUGGAACUCCGGGGAGGAGCUGGCUGAGGCGAGGGUGAUGAUCCAGGCUGGGGUCCAGCGCAGGGGUCUUGGUGGGCACACUGGGGUCGGGUGGAGCGCAGGAGGGAGAGGAAGGAGAACAGAUCACUCUAAGCUUGGCUGCAGCUGUGGUGCUAAGGAGGCUAAUGGAGAAGCUCCCUCGCUCUCAACCCCACCCCUUCCUUCCGGGAGCAAACCCAAGUCUGGUCCUGACUCCGGAUCCCUCCCACAUUAGACCUACCACACCCUCAGGGCAGACAACAGCGCUACACUCCCAACACUCAGCCACCAGGGCAAGGGAGCAAAAUUCCAGAGAGCUCAGGAACAUGGAGCUGAUCCAGGACAUCUCUCGCCCGCCACUGGAGUACGUGAAGGGGGUCCCGCUCAUCAAGUACUUUGCAGAGGCACUGGGACCCCUGCAGAGCUUCCAGGCCCUGCCUGAUGACCUGCUCAUCAGCACCUACCCCAAGUCUGGCACCACCUGGGUGAGCCAGAUUUUGGACAUGAUCUACCAGGGCGGCCACCUGGAGAAGUGUCACCGAGCUCCCAUCUUCAUGCGGGUGCCCUUCCUUGAGUUCAAAGCCCCAGGGAUUCCCUCAGGGCUGGAGACUCUGAAAGAAACACCGGCCCCACGGCUCCUGAAGACACACCUGCCCCUGGCCCUGCUCCCCCAGACUCUGUUGGAUCAGAAGGUCAAGGUGGUCUAUGUUGCCCGAAACCCAAAGGACGUGGUGGUCUCCUACUACCACUUCUACCGCAUGGCCAAGGUACACCCUGACCCUGGGACCUGGGACAGCUUCUUGGAGAACUUCAUGGCUGGAGAAGUAUGCUACGGGUCCUGGUACCAGCAUGUGCAGGAGUGGUGGGAGCUGAGCCGCACCCACCCUGUUCUCUACCUCUUCUAUGAAGACAUGAAGGAGAACCCCAAAAGGGAGAUUCAAAAGAUCCUGGAGUUUGUGGGGCGCUCCCUGCCAGAGGAGACCGUGGACCUCAUGGUUCAGCACACGUCAUUCAAGGAGAUGAGGAAGAACCCUAUGACCAACUACAGCACCGUCCCCCGGGAGUUCAUGGACCACAGCAUCUCUCCCUUCAUGAGGAAAGGCAUGGCUGGGGACUGGAAAACCACCUUCACCGUGGCGCAGAAUGAGCGCUUCGAUGCGGACUAUGCGGAGAAGAUGGCAGGCUGCAGCCUCAGCUUCCGCUCUGAGCUGUGAGAGGGGCUCCUGGGGUCACUGCAGAGGGAGUGUGUGAAUCUACCCUGACCAAGCGGCUCAAGAAUAAAAUAUGAAUUGAGGGCCAGAGACAGUAGGUCAUGUCUGUAAUCCCAGCAAUUUGGGAGGCUGAGGUGGGAGGAUCAUUUGAGCUCAGGAGUUGAAGACCAACCUGGGCAACAUAGUGAGAUUCUGCUGAAAAAAAAAAUAACAAAAUAAAAUCAAUUUUUAAAAAGAGAAUAAAAUAUGACUUAUGGGCCAGGCAGGGUGGCUCAUGCCUGUAAUCCCAGCAAUUUGAGAAGUUGAGGUCAGAGGAUCACUGGAGGACCGGAGGUUGGAAACAGCCUGGUCAACAUUAUAAGCUGUCAUCCCUACAAAAAUUUGAGAAAAUUAUCUGCAAGUGGUGGUGGCACCUGUAGUCCCAGCUACUUGGCAAAUGAAGGCAGGAGGAUCGCCUGAGCCAGGGAGGUUGUGGCUGCAAUUGGCUGUGACUGGGCUAAUCCACUCAAGCCUGAGGGACAAGCAAAACUUACUCGAGAAAUAAAUAAAAUACAAUUUAAUUAAAAUAAAUUAUGAUUCAAGACCAGUCUGGCCAA